AUGCUUGAGCAGAAAUACAUCCAGCUGUUGGAGCGGAGGGUGGCGGAUCUAGAAGCACAAUUGACGUUAGGAGUAACGGAUGAUAAAGUGAUGAACUUUGGGACGCCUACCGUAGAGGUGACGGUAGGACCAGUGCUCUGCAAGGCCCUAUAUCACGAACUAGUAAACUCACACUCCUACGAGGCCAAUGGAAAACCCUCCAAAAAGGAGGACUCCACCAAGAUAGUAUCGGACGGAGAUGAUACUGAUGACAAGGCACCAUCGGACAACGAGCGUUACAGGAUUGUGCUGAACUCGCUCGACCCCGAAACGGGUGAAUAUGUCGACAAACCCCCAGCCACGGCAAAGUCAACAAUGGAUACUCGAAAGUCUAAUCGAGCAUUUACCUUUCGGAAAAUUAUGAGGACGGCAACCAAUCGAGGGGAAGAAGUCUUCAAGUCCGAAGGCUCCGAGGUAGACAUUGAAUCUGAGCCACUCCAAAAGCUCUUGGCCAAAGUUACCUACAAGUACAAUAAAACGGCCAAGAUUACCCUUUUGGAGUCUCCUUUUCCAGAACUUAUAUGGUCCUGGGACGAUGCCCAAGCCAAGAGCGACAUAUCUGAGAAUCAAGGAGAUGACACCGAAGAGACUAAGCAAGCGCGCAAGGAUUUGAAAGCAUUGCUGAACCUAAUCUCCAAAUCUUCCGGCAACGAAGCACUCGACCGGUACCUCAAGACCAAGGAUUCGAUGCGAGAGAAUCGAAACAUCACUUUUGAGUCUUUGUGGACCCUUUUCCCCAAGGGAUGUCUCAUGUUGGCAAGGCCCUUUCUCGACGAGCCCCAAGUCUUUCUUGUUCAGGAAUGCAACCCCCCGGAAAACGAUGACCCAGAUACCAAGUUCGAGCUCAUUGCGUACAGCUAUGACUGGAACGGUUCAACAUUCAACAGGGUUCCUUACUUAUUUGUCAUUCCUCCUUUCCCCGACAAAAAAAGCAUAUUGCAGCUGCUAUGCUAUCCCCUCAGCGAGCACCGUAGCAAGACUGCGAAUGUGGAUGCCUCGAACUCCACAGAUGUUGAGACGCUCAAAGCCGACCUGAUCAAGCGAGGCCGGGCGUUCUUUGAAUACUGCAUCGCUGAGAAAGGCAAGCAAACUUUCCGCUACAAAGGAAUGGCAUUCUCUCAGCAAGGCAGUGGUAUAUUCCGCACUGGUUUGUAUGAUGACGACACUGAAUCUCUUUAUUCGCGCAGCUACCGCAGAGGGGAUGACUCCGGAGCUGGGAAAGAUACGGCGUCUGAUAUAGACAGUGUUGUAGUUAUUGAUUUCAAGUCCUACCUCCAGUAUCAAACAGCAGGUACUCCGCUUUUGGGCGAUAUGCAGCGCUUUUCUGGCAUGAGAGAGUGUACUUGCAACGACUGCCGUCAGAAAUUCGAGGAACUAUACAGAUACUCAUGGGACAAGAAGCCUAAGGAUGCGAAGCUGUCAGAUGAGCAGCUCUUGUUGCUUCCUCCAAGAGUUCUUGGUUACGCGCUAACUCAAAAGCGGUGGGUGCAGCUCCGGGUGGAACAAGUGAUGACGCACGGAGACGCAAACGCUCGCAACUUCGAUGACAAGCUUAUACUGAGCGACGACAACAAGUUCCUCAUCAAGAAUGCAGUGAAAUCACACGGAAAGAAGAACAUAAAGGACUUUAUCCAUGGCAAAGGAAAGGGCCUGGUUAUUCUCCUUUGGGGUGUACCUGGCGUGGGAAAGACACUCACCGCAGAGAGCGUUGCCUCUCUGGCUGGGAAGCCCCUCUUCAGCAUAGGUGUCUCAGACAUCGGCAUUGACAGCAAAAAAGUCGAAACGAAUUUGCAGAAGAUAUUCAAUCUUGCAGGAUUGUGGGAAGCAGUGCUGUUAUUCGACGAGGCGGAUGUCUUCUUGGAGGCCAGAGAUGCACGCGGCUCAGACAUGCAACGUAACACAAUGGUGUCUGACAUCGCCAUCGAGUACACUGAUCUUAGUAAUGAUCAACGAUGCAAGAUUUUCGAGGAGUUUCUUGGCCAGCUGAACAAUGAGAAGCCAUCCCUUGUAGAAGAUUACAGCAAGUGUAUGGAGUGGGUGAAUGAAGAAGGCCGCAACAAACCAUUCAACGGGCGUCAAAUCCGGAACAUAGUCUCUACAGCGAUGUCUAUGGCUCAUGCCGAAGGAAAGAAGCUUCAGAGACCCCAUUUGGUCAGGGUAGCACAAAACACCGAAACGUUUAAGAAGGCUCUGCUUGAGCAAGAAGCCGUCUACAAAAACGCUCAGAUUAAGACCCAGUAUGGUGGAUAG
Molecule: messenger RNA, 2289 nt
Organism: Colletotrichum spaethianum
Lineage: Eukaryota; Fungi; Ascomycota; Sordariomycetes; Glomerellales; Glomerellaceae
Exons: 7
Coding region: 1-2289 (762 amino acids)
Molecular function (GO): ATP binding; ATP hydrolysis activity
Source: RefSeq, a predicted model, not a curated record